CAAACGGCGCCCAGCUUGGCCGCAGUCAGCUUGUGCGGAAGAACAACACUGGAGAAAAAUUCAACAACUGCGGGUUAAGUUCCAGCACUUGUUCAGUUGCCUAACACUGACAGUAUCAUGGAGGAGGAAGGGGCCCCUGCAGACGGCGAGGUGGAGACCCCCUAUGCCGCAGAGACCUACGCAGCGGAGGCCAUGGCUGCAGACAUGGACCCCUGGAUUGUGUUUGACUCGAGAAGAACUCCCAGAUCCGAGUUUGACAGCUGGCUGGAGAGCAACGGGCCCUCGCAGGUGUACAGAUUUGGUGAUGAGGAGGGGGGUGUGAGCCCUGUGGGGUGGAUCGCUGUGCUGGGCCUGAACCACUGCCCCAGCAGCGGGGAUGUUACAGGUCUCCAGGAGAGCUGGGAGAAACUUUUGGCCAGUGGGCGGCCUGUCAGCUUCCAGACGGUGAAGGAGCUGGCUCUGAACCACGGAGUACUCACGGGCAAAUGGCUCAUGCACUUGGACACUGGUUUCAAGUUGGACCAUGCCUGGGAGUGUGUGGCCAGAGCCGCCCUGGAUGGAAAAAUCUCCCUUGUUAAAGUCAGUCCACAUGACCCCAAAGGAGAGGGCAAGCAGGUGAUAUGUGCCUAUAACCAGAACUUCACAGAUGAGACAGAGGUUAUAAAGCUGGACUCCAUCAUCCGCGCCACAGGGGUCAAAUGCCCUCUCACCUACAAGCCAGACGUGUACACAUACCUGGGGAUCUACCGAAACAACCGCUGGAAACUUUGUCCAACCAUAUACGAGAGCAAAUUUGACCUGGAGUGUGUGCCCCGGCGCUCCCACAUUAUCAACAAAGUCACCAAUCUUGAAGUGACAUAAUGGAACAAGAGGAAAGUUUUGCAGAACGGGUAGAUGAAGAGGCGCUCAGUGAUUCCAUGAUCUGAGUGGUGCAGAAAGACUCACUGAUUAAAAGGGGUUUGAAAGACAGAUGGAUUUUGAUCUCAAGUUCUUCCUUUUGGCAAAAAAAAAAGCACUAAAUCUCAUUUCGGUCUCAUCGUCAUGCUUCAAUGUUUCCGAGGUGACCUGAUUUGUUGUCACUUCCUUUCUUUUUUUAAGCGAUCCUAAUGUGUUCAUAAGAGUAUUUGUAUUCUUGAUGUUUUGUUUGUAAUACAUUAACACUUACCUGAUGGACAGGGUGAGUGAAGAAGUCCUUGAUUUGUAUGCACAGAGGACAAUUAGCAUCCAAUGAAGAUUUUCUGUACAAUACACAUUUGUUUGGCUUUAUUUUUUUCGUUUGUACCGAACCACGAUAAGAGUUGCCAAAUAAACGUCUACUUUUGAAGACCAUCUUAA
This is a messenger RNA of Plectropomus leopardus (leopard coralgrouper), 1335 nucleotides long. RefSeq names its product chromosome 23 C11orf68 homolog (gene c23h11orf68). The record is from RefSeq and is a predicted model, not a curated record. NCBI's taxonomy places the organism in Eukaryota, Metazoa, Chordata, Actinopteri, Perciformes, Serranidae.